Molecule: messenger RNA, 3366 nt
Organism: Cuculus canorus (common cuckoo)
Lineage: Eukaryota; Metazoa; Chordata; Aves; Cuculiformes; Cuculidae
Product: MKKS centrosomal shuttling protein
Exons: 4
Coding region: 1-1719 (572 amino acids)
Biological process (GO): intracellular transport; protein folding; cilium assembly
Cellular component (GO): kinociliary basal body; nucleus; cytoplasm
Molecular function (GO): ATP binding
Source: RefSeq, a predicted model, not a curated record
AUGUCUCGUCUUGAAGCUAAAAAGCCUCCCUUAUUUAUUAGUGAUCCUUUAACUAAAGAUCUAUUUAUUCAGUCCCUGUCUCUGCUGAGCAGGAUAUUAAAAUCUUGCUAUGGUCCUGCUGGUAGGCUCAAACAGCUCCACAAUGGGGUGGGAGGCUAUGUUUGUACAACUUCACAGUCUUCAGCCAUACUCGGUCGUCUGUCUGUCAGUCAUCCCGUGUUAAGUGUUUUGACAGCCUCUGUACAGAACCACGUAUCCCGCUUCAGUGACUGUGGUUUAUUUACCGCUAUUCUUUGCUGUAGUUUCAUUGAAAACUUUAAAAGCCUAAGUGUUGCAUCUUACACUGUCAUUAAAAUAAGCAGACACCUUCUGAGUUUGUGUAUGGACUACCUCAAAUCUGAGGCCUGUGGUUGCCGAGUAUCCGUGGAUUUUAGCAGUGUUGAGAGUCUUCUUUGCUUGGUACGUAGUGUAUUAAUAAGCAAACCUGCUUGUAUGCUUAAUAAAACAGAAAUUGAUCAUCUUGCCACACUGGUUGUAAAGGCUUUUAUAUUUACUGUUCCUUGUCAUGUGGAGACUAAUGCAGUCUUAGGAAAGUGUGUAAUAGUACCUGUGAAAAGUGGAAGGGUUGUAGAUUCUACAGUUCUUCCUGGACUACUGAUAGAAACACCAGAAAUUCAAUGGGCAAAACUCCUUACUGUUAAAAGAACUUGUUCAAACAUGAUCAAGAUAGCACUUUUCAGUGUGUCCAUGUCAGGAGACAGCUUCAGCCCUGAAGAAGGAACUAUAACGGUCCAUCAUGGAAUUUCUCUAGAAGCGUUAGAGCUGAAUCAGUUGCUUGAUGUAGGAAAGCAGCUGGUUAGUGAUGAGGUUGGCCUUGUGGUGUGCCAGAAAGUUAUCCAUCCAUCCUUGAAACAGUAUCUGAAAGAGAACCAUGUCAUGGCUGUGGACAGAGCUGGGCUAAAUCUGAUGGAACCCCUGAGUCGGAUGACAGGUUCAAAGCCUAUAGCUUCCAUACAGUUGUUGUCUCCUGAUUGUUACGGCAGUUUGGAAGAUGUGCGUGUUGAGAGUUUCGCUUCAAAACAUUUUGUACAUCUAAUUCCUAAGGACACCGUUGUCUGCAGCUUGAUACUCUGUAACAGAAAUGAAACAGCGUGGGAAGAAUUGAAGCGUGCUUGUGAAACUGCAGAACAUGUGUUACAGCUAACAGUCAAGGAACCUUUGGCAUUAUUAGGAGGUGGCUGUACAGAAACUCACCUGGCGUCGUACAUCAGACACAAGAGCUGUACUCUGUCCACCAGCACUUUUAAAGAUAUAGAUUGUUCUCGGACACAAUACCAAUUGGUUGCUGAUGGUUUUUGCCGUUCCCUGGAGUCUGUAGCUUGCUCUCUGAGUCAUGAUGAUGGAGAUAUACUUACAGACAUAGUUUAUGGACACUGUUGGUUUGUUCCAUCAGGUUUUCCCUCUGUUUCCAAUUGGUCAGAUUUAGUUUCAAAAUGUGGCUGUGGGAUCAAUGGUAACACUGAGAACCUCAGCUGGAGGCUUUUGCAAGGCCAGUUUGCCUCCCAUGUUAUACAGGACUGCCCUAAAAAGCCUUCAGUAAAGGUUGCUGACUUUCUGACGGUGGACUGUUUUGCUGCAAAGUGUAGUGGCCUACAAGUUGCUCUGGAGACAGCUAUUCUGAUUUUGGAUCUCUCAUAUGUAAUUGAAGAUCAAAAUUAGCUCUGAUCUUACGUGAAUUAUGAUUGCACAGCAAGAUACCUAAUUGAAAGCAGAGCAAUAUAUAACGUGUUAAGAUACUUUAAAUGGUUAGAAUAUGCACAACAAAUUUUAAAUCAAAGAGUUGACCAUUAAGUACUCUUCUGAUUGUUAAUCUACAUUGAAAUAGUAUUUUCAAGCAUUUUCUAAUCUUUGCCAACUGUUAAAUGAUUAGCCUAAUACACAAUGAAUCAUAGUAACAUAUGACUUGUGAGUAUUCAAAUUAACAUAUUCAGAAAAGUAAAUGACACUUUGAUAUUCCCUCUGUGUUAAGCAAAGUUUUGGAUGUUCACUCUGUAUCAUCUUCAAAGGAAGGGGAAAAAUUGCUGAGAAAACAUACAUUAUGGAUUAGAAUUCAUGUAGUCUCAGUAAAAGCUUUACACAUUCAAACCAGCUUUUGUAUUGCAACAGCACUUUGUCACUGGUAUUUUUAAUUUUGUAGGUAAAAAAGAUUUUCCUUAGUAAAUAUCUUGAGCUACUUGUUUUUAAAUUUUAUUCUGAAGAUCUUAUCAGCAUAUACUAGACAGUUUCUGUUUCUAAAUGGCUGGAAGAUAUUAAUUCAUAGACAGAAUUCAUUUAGCAAGUUAUUAAAAUUCAACCUGGAGAUCUUAAGGUAGCAGGUAGGUAAUAGAAAAUUUGAAAAGAAAUGGCAGGCUGUGUGGAAAAAACUAAUAUGAAGUGGACCUUGAUUGUCGUCUGUGGAAUACAAAGCAGUUUAUAAGCAAUAUUUUUAUCAUUUAAGCAAAGCUGCAAGCAGGAAUGUCCCACUUACCAUUCAAUUAACUCUUUGACUGUACAUAGCUUCUUUUUCUUUUAAUGAAGUCAGGCUCAGGCUUGUUUUGAUCUUUAAAUAAGGCUGUGGACUGAGUGAUCGAAACUUUUCUUAUUUUCAGCUUGCAUGCAAGAUCAAAAGGGGUGUUACAGUUUCCUGCUUAAACUCAUUUUCUUUGCCCCUUCUUCCUCUAUUGUUUUCAGUCAUGGGGGACAAAUUGUUCAUGGCAUGCUUUUCCAAGCAAGAAAACAUCCAAGUUAGUUAUGGAGUAGUCUGCUUAUUUGCUUCCUGGUCUCAUAAGUUUUUAAGAGUAAGCAGUAUAAUUGUAGUAUAAGUAGUAGAAUUGUUUUGUAUAACUUUGUUUUGAAAUAUGUGAUUAAAACCAGAUCUUUCCAGACCUUUUGUACAAAGUCCUUUAAGAGCAUAAAUAAUUGUUUUCUCACUGAAAAAAAUGAAGUUAUUUUAAGUUCUUUAUCUUUUUAUGACCUGGAAUGAUUGCUUCAGUGCUAUGAGACAUCCUUUGGGAAUUUGUAGAAGAAUGUUACGAGGUUUGAGAUGGAGGCUUUGCAAAGUUGGUUACUAAAAAGGCUGCUUUCAUAUCUUGUUCCUCCCAUAUACUGUGAACCACAUGAAGGCGUCAUGAAUAAUGAAGCCAAAUAAUGGUGUAUAUCUUAAGGCAUAGAAGAAUCUUGGUAAUACAUCUAUUUAUGAGUCUUUAACUUGGAGUGUUGAAUUAGAGUAUUUUACUUCCUGUAACAGCAGCUUGUUAUGCAGUGCAAAAAUGUUAAGUUUAGAGACUACAGCUGUGAAGUGAAAAUUAAACCAAUCUUUAAGUAGAA